This is a messenger RNA of Archocentrus centrarchus (flier cichlid), 699 nucleotides long. Its product is annotated as urokinase plasminogen activator surface receptor-like. Lineage: Eukaryota; Metazoa; Chordata; Actinopteri; Cichliformes; Cichlidae. The transcript is spliced from 5 exons. Bases 11 to 628 code for a protein of 205 amino acids. The record is from RefSeq and is a predicted model, not a curated record.
CAAUCACAAAAUGCAGAUCUUUGUGUUGAUCCUUGGGACUGUGCUGCUUUCAAAAGCAGCCUGUGCACUGAAAUGUUACCAGUGUUACAACUCUGGAAGCUGCACUCAGACAACAGAAUGCCCUUCCAGUAAUCAGUGUGGUUCAUUCACACUGACUUCAUAUGCAGGUGGUUCAAGUUCUUCUAAUGUUAAAAUAAAAUCUUGUGCUACGGCUGAAAACUGUGUCAAUGGCUCAUUCAACUUUGGAAUUGUUGAAACUGUACUUACCAGCAGUUGUUGCAGCUCUGAUCUUUGCAACUCUCAAGAUGCCCCUGAUGGUAGCAUAUCCUCUCCAAAUGGGAAAAAGUGCUUCACAUGUGACGGACAAGUUUGCACCAAAACUCUAAACUGCAGUAGAAAUGAAGACUACUGCAUCUCAACAAAGGUGACUGCAGCAGGGCAAACGGUGACUUUAAAGGGCUGCGCCUCCAAGGUAAUUUGCUCAAAAACGCAAUCUGUACAGAUUGCAGGAAUCAUUGGAGCAGAAAUCAGUUGCUGCCAGGGUGACCUCUGCAACAGGGCCAGCAGUACAACUGCCAGCAUUCUGCUCUCAGUGGCACCACUGAUCUCUCUGAUCUGGAUCUCUUAGCUGAUGGAAACAACAGCAUCGCAGCCCAGUUUUUCUUCUCAUCUUCACAAUGCUUCCAUUAUAGCCACAGA